Molecule: messenger RNA, 2220 nt
Organism: Alnus glutinosa
Lineage: Eukaryota; Viridiplantae; Streptophyta; Magnoliopsida; Fagales; Betulaceae
Product: flotillin-like protein 3
Exons: 5
Coding region: 568-2007 (479 amino acids)
Biological process (GO): protein localization to plasma membrane
Cellular component (GO): plasma membrane; plasma membrane raft
Source: RefSeq, a predicted model, not a curated record
CUUGAACUUCUUUUUGGCAAGUGGUUUUAAAUUGCUUUAGCCGUGGCCUCACAGAAUAGGAAUAUUACACGAUCAUCACUCGAUUACUUAACCAAAUAGCCUUCAGUAAUUUCAGGCUUCUGUAGCUACGUACGUACAGUCCUCUAUGUGAUAUUGAAACCUUGCCGAAGGUACCUGGAAGGCACCUCUAGCUCUAAGGUUUGAGAAUAAUACUAACUACCUUCAUAUAUGAACUUUCACACGGCAUCAACGCAUCUAAAAUAUGCUCAGAGGAAGUAGCAUACUCAUGUUGCCUGCUGAAAUAAUCAAUAGAAUUACAUCUUCGGGUGCCAACGUAGAUCGAUGUCCUGCGGAGAUUCAAUAGAUGAACGACUGAGAUUGAUUGGAAAUAUUAUAAAUUAACCUGUUGUACAUGGGAUUUGUUUCCCUAGCAAGGAACGUACGUACGUACUUUAAUUCCAGAUAUAUAGACGAAACUCAAAAGCCUCCCAUAAACCCUAGCACUAUUCCGGCCAUCCCAAUCUCUCGGAUUGUUUCUCGAUCUGUCUCUGCUGACACAAAGCAAUUAUGUGGUGGAAAGUAGCCGGUCCGUCGGAGUACCUGGCCAUCACCGGUUGGGGCAUCGACGACAUACGCCUGGAGAAGAAGGCAUGGGUCCUGCCGGGGCAGAAGUGCUCUCGCUUUGACGUGUCCCCAGUGAACUACACCUUCGAGGUCGAGGCCAUGUCCGAUGAGAAGCUCCCUUUCGUCCUCCCCGCCGUCUUUACCAUCGGCCCACGUGUCGAUGACAUGGACAGCCUCCUCCUCUACGCAAAGCUCAUCUCCCCCCACGACAAGCUCUCCAACCAUGUGAACGAGCUUGUUCGGGGCAUCAUCGAGGGCGAGACACGUGUGCUUGCCGCCUCCAUGACCAUGGAGGAAAUCUUCAAGGGUACCAAGGAAUUCAAGAAAGAGGUUUUCGAAAAGGUUCAGCUUGAACUCAAUCAGUUUGGGCUUCUCAUCUACAACGCUAACGUCAAACAGCUCGUUGAUGUGCGUGGGCAUGAAUAUUUCUCAUACCUUGGCCAGAAAACCCAGAUGGAGGCUGCCAAUCAAGCCAAGAUUGAUGUUUCCGAGGCGAAGAAGAAGGGUGAGAUCGGAGCAAAGUUGCGGGAAGGUCAAACCACACAAAACGCUGCGAAAAUUGACGCGGAGACGAAGAUCAUAUCGACUCAAAGGCAAGGAGAGGCCGAGAAGGAGGAAAUUAGAGUUAAGACUGACGUGAAAAUAUUUAAGAACCAGAAGGAAGCUGAACAGGUCCAGUCGAAUGCUGAGUUGGCCACUAGGAACGCCGGGUGGGCCCAGUCUUCUGAGCUGGCACAGGUGGAGGCGGCAAAGGCGGUGGCCUUAAGGGAGGCUGAGUUGCAGUGCCAGGUGGAGAGGAAGAACGCGUUGACUCAGAUCGAGAAACUCAAAGCCGACCAGCUCAGUAAGGCUGCUGUGGAGUACGAAAUCAAGGUGCAAGAGGCAAAUUGGGAGCUGUACAACAAGCAAAGAGCAGCAGAUGCAGUCUUUUAUGAACAACAAAAAGUUGCCGAGGCACAGAAGGCAAGCGCAGAUGCGAGUUUUUAUGCUCGCCAGCAAGCGGCGAACAGUGAGCUAUAUGCAAAGAAGAAAGAGGCAGAAGGAAUUAGCGCACUCGCGCAAGCUGAAGGCUUUUACUUGAACACCCUAUUGAAACAGCUCGGAGGAAAUUACACCGCCCUAAGGGACUACAUGAUGAUCAACAAGAACAUGUUCCAAGACAUUGCGAAGAUUAAUGCGGAGGCAGUCCAUGGAUUGCAGCCCAAGAUUAGCAUUUGGUCCAACGGAAAAGGCGGCGAAGAUGGCACAAAUGGAGCCAUGAAGGGUGUCGCCGAGAUAUACAGUGCUCUGCCGCCUUUGAUGAAGACUGUGCAUGAGCAGACUGGGAUGCUGCCACCUGCUUGGCUGGGCACUUUAACUGAUGUUACUCCCAAUUCUAAUUAAUUAAGAUGUUUGCUUUUAUGCUAGUGUGGACAUAAUAAUCUUAUUGAAACUAUUUAGCUUGAUGCCUAGGGUUAAUGUUUAUUUGUAAUCAACUUUUUAGGGAGCUUUCUAUUCCCUAGACCUUUCUCUUUGUGAGGUCAUUUAUGCUGGUUUCUUGGCAAUAAUACAAAAGAGUUAUUGUUUCAAAAAUGGAGAAGAUCCAAAUUCCAGUUU